Molecule: messenger RNA, 1963 nt
Organism: Nerophis lumbriciformis (worm pipefish)
Lineage: Eukaryota; Metazoa; Chordata; Actinopteri; Syngnathiformes; Syngnathidae
Gene: wdr21
Product: WD repeat domain 21
Cellular component (GO): Cul4-RING E3 ubiquitin ligase complex
Molecular function (GO): protein binding
Source: RefSeq, a predicted model, not a curated record
CUAUCAUUUGAAGGCGGGACAACAUGGCGGACUCUAACUGCCAGGAAGCUCGUUUUUAUCCUAAAUCUAUGCCAUUUACUUCUACAUAACUACAGUAAUGGCAUUUUUUUUAGCUCUGACGUGAACCUCAUUGUUAAAUAUAUGAGCGCCCCUUUUAAAAUCUUAGUUUGAAGUUUUUGUGCAGCCCAACUUUAGCAGUCUGAAGUUAGGGUGAAUGGGCGACCACAACAACCCCAACAACGUGGCUUCCGUUUAGAAAGGACGCAAGCUGUGAUGAAAAGGUGGAACUGGAGAGAAAGAGAAGGUCGGGGCCCGCGAAGAGGACAAGGAGCCAGUCGGAACCGUGGACGGUACCAAGGAAAGCGGCCAAGACCUUCAUGGGACGACCGAUGGAAUGGGUGUGGUGAUGGAGGUCGAUCUUUCAGAAGCACUCAGACUAGAUCUGACGACCAAUCUAGCUCGUCUUCCUCGUCAAGCAGCAGUGCAGCACCUGAACUACCAGGUUUCUACUUUGACCCGGAGAAGAACCGAUACUUCCGCUUGUUGCCGGGACACAACAACUGCAACCCUUUGACCCGCGAGCAUCUCCAGGAGAAGGAGCGAGAGAAGGAGAGAAACAGGAUGCUGGUGGAGGAUGCCAAGAGCAGAAAAAAAGCCCCCAGAGCAGGACUGAACACGUUGUUGCUGCUGCAGGAACAACGUCUUGGCCUUCUAUCUGACAUGUCCUACUGCAGGCGGGUCCAUGAGGGGAAGAUAAGCGCCAUGAGACGCCACAGACUGCAGACGCAGACCUCGGACAACUUCCGGCACAUCAUGGCAGACUCUGCCUGCAAGCAAGUGUUGACAGUCAACGACAUGUCUCACGGCGGCUGCAGCUACGGCUUUCUGAGCUUCAGCAGCAGCAGACGUGGGUCUUUGAGGGUGGAAACGUGUGACAACCUUUAUGUGACCAAUCAAAAGGUGAAUUGCCUCUGCUGGGCCUCUGUCAACUACCCAAACUCUCACGUGUUGCUGUGUCUGGUGGGGGCGGCGGACACACCCGGCUGUGUUACUUUACUCCCGGCUUCACUCUUCAGCAACUUCAGCCCAGCAGAUCAACCAGGGAUGCUGUGCAGCUUUAAGAUGUCUACAGCCUGGUCUUGUGCUUGGUGUUUACAUCCGCAGUUUGACAAGAUGUUCAGUGCAGGUCUGUCUCAUAAGGUGAUCGUGCAACAUGCCGUCACGGGACAAAAACAAACACUCAGCGUUGGAAGCGACGUCCUGGCUCAGCAAUUUUGUGCUCAAACUCCCGUGCUGUUUAACGGCUGCCGAUCAGGCGAGAUUUUCGGGACAGACCUGCGACAGCUUGGCGGACGCAACGACCACAGAGACGCAAAGACCACCAGCUUCCAGCAGGAGUCGGCUAUCACGUGUGUGCGUGUGUUGCAGGAUGAGAACUACCUGGUGGCUGCAGACAUGUCGGGCCAGAUCAAGUUGUGGGACGUUCGAGUCACAAAGCCAGUGCAGGAGUACAGGGGCCACUACAACGAGCACACCCGCCUUCCCGUCCACAUCAGCGAGCCAGAGGGGCUUCUUUUGGCAGUGGGCCAAGACUGCCACACCAGGUUGUGGAGCCUGAGGGAUGGCCAGCUGCUGAGGACAAUCCCAUCGCCCCACCCGGCUGCGAACGACGGCAUCCCCAGCGUCGUCUACUCUUCCAACAUCGGCGGUCGCAGGGGGCUCCCCGGCCUGCUGAUGGCCGUCAAGCAGGACGUCUUCUACUUUUCUUACAGUGCAGACUAUCAUGAAAGUGGAGAGAUGCUGGACAUUUAGAAGACAGGACACUUCAUUAGGUACACUAGCUUUAUAGAAAAAAAAAAUGCAACGUUUUGAUAAUUCCAUCUUCAUAUUGUGGUUCAUACUGAAAGCUAAUCCUAGCUACAUCUCUAUCUACUUGAAAGUGUUAAUAAAAAACAUAAGAGUU